ACCACCACCUCCGCCACCGGGACGGGCGGCGACCAGAUCGGCCGGCCGGCCGGGGAAGGGACGAGUAAAAUAUCCAUCCGCCCCGCGGAGGGCGUCGCCAGUUGCGCGAUCCUUUCUUUUCUUUUUCCCUCACAUGGCCGCGCGAUUCCUCGCGCCCGCGCGCUCGCGCCUCCGCCAAUUUUAUACUAUUUCCCGGCACAUGGCCGCGCCCCCGCCCUGCUCCGCUCCGCUCGCUGCCAUUAGAUCCUCCGACCUGAACUCCCCGCAAACUCCACCGCCCACACCUCCCCUGCCCUGCUCCUCCUCGCAUUGACCCCCCACUUCCAACUCAAUCUCGUCCCCUCUGCUCCAGCCCUGUUCCUGCCCUUUGCGGCCGUGCGUUCGGAAGGGAGGAAGCUCGCGUCUUCUUCUCUGAGGUUGUUCGACCCAGGAGCUAACCACGACUUGUACACUAUCAGAGCACUGGGAACAUUGAAAUUUGAAGUAGAAAUUAGCGCUCGUGAGCUACGGUCGGCAAACAACAAUUGUUGGGUGCACAAUACCUCGCACUUGAGUGAGAUUUCAAUGUGACCAGGUAACAAUAGUAGCUAGUAUUAAGAAAGAUGGGGGAUGAAUACCUAUCUGAUCCUGAAGAUGAGGUCGCACCAUCGAUGUGGCCUGAGAACAUAGGGGAUAAGCACAAGAAGCAGUUCAAAAUGGAGAAACUUGGGAAUGACCACGAUGCACUCAAGGAUGUUAAAUUUGACCAGCAGCCUGUUCGUAUGGAUAUCCACCGACUUAUAGAAAUGGCAAAUUCUGAGAAAGGCACUUCUCAUAUGCAAUACUUUGUCAAGCACUGGGAAUAUAAGCGGGCCAAUACUGUUCGGCUUCUCAACGAACAGGUUGGCCUUCUCUCCCAACAGAGAAAAGAGAUUGAAGAAAAGAAGCUACAAAUCUUGGAGGAUCAGCGCUGUCAGGAUGAAAAUUAUUAUGCUGCGAUUCGGCAAGUACCAAUACUGGAUGAAGUCUACAAAGAUGAAUGGAAGCGGCCAAGCAAAAAGGGUGAUGACCUUUCCUGUAAUCAAGAGCUUAAAAUAGAUGCAGAAUACGACAGUAUUUUCUACUGGAAAGAGCGAGCAAUGCUGCUAGAAAAAGCACUUGAGGCAAGCCUGCAAAGGGAACGUGCAUUGGAGGAAAAGUUAGAGCAAAGUAUAAAGAAUCUUCAGUCACAUACACCAGUGGAGGAAUUCUCUGGAAUGUUAAAACGAGCUGAUUACUUCUUGCACUUGGUUCUCGAAAGUGCUCCUAUUGUAAUUGCUCAUCAGGAUACUGACUUGCGGUACCGGUUCAUUUUUAACCACUUCCCAACACUUGCUGACGAGGAUGUUAUCGGUAAAACCGACUACGAGAUAUUGGCAGGAGAGGGUAUAGAUGAAAUGAAUAAUGUCAAGAGAGAGGUUAUGGCCAAGGGUAUUCCGACUAAGAGAGAGUUUGUAUUUAACACUCCAUUGUUUGGAGCAAAGACCUUUGUGACAUACAUUGAACCAGUAUUCAGCAAAUCUGGUGAGACAAUUGGUGUGAAUUAUGUUGCAAUGGACAUAACAGAUCAGGUCAAAAGAAGAGAGAAAAUGGCGGACAUACGGGUGAGAGAAGCUAUCCAACAAGCUAAGGAAACAGAACUUAGCAGAUCUCUUCACAUAACUGAGGAAACAAUGCGAGCAAAACAAAUGCUAGCCACCAUGUCCCAUGAGAUCAGAUCUCCUCUUUCAGGGGUUCUUAGCAUUGCUGAAAUUCUUACAACUACCAAACUGGAUAAAGAACAAUAUCAGCUGCUAGAAGUUAUGUUAUCUUCUGGAGAUCUUGUGUUGCAAUUGAUCAAUGACAUCCUUGAUCUUUCCAAAGUGGAGUCAGGUGCUAUGAAACUAGAGGCUACAACAUUUAGACCAAGGGAAGUUGUUAAACAUGUACUUCAAACUGCUGCUGCUUCUCUGAAGAAGGAAUUGACCCUUGAAGGUUGCAUAGGUGAUGAUGUUCCAUUGGAGGUCAUUGGUGAUGUCCUAAGGAUUAGGCAGAUUCUGACCAACUUGAUCAGCAAUGCAGUGAAGUUUACACAUGACGGGAAGGUUGGGAUAAAUCUACAUCUUGUAGAUAAGCAGCAAGCAGGAUGCGAACUAGAAAAUGGACAACUUCCUAUGAUAGCCCAUCCCGCAUGCGCAAAUAAUACUGCCGCAGAAAAAUCUGCUGCCUCUCCAAGAAUCUGUGAUUCAGAUACUUCGUGUUGCUCCAGUCGUGGAGAUGCUUGUCAGAAUGGGAUUUCAUCAGAUGAAAAUUUAAGGGAGUAUAACGAGGGAGAAGUUGUUUGGCUUCGCUGCGAUGUAUAUGAUACUGGGAUUGGAAUACCAGAGAAGUCCUUGCCGUUUCUGUUCAAGAGAUAUAUGCAAGCCAGUACUGAUCAUGCUAGAAAAUAUGGCGGGACAGGGCUUGGCCUUUCGAUUUGCAAGCAAUUGGUGGAGUUGAUGGGUGGUAGUCUAACUGUGGUUAGCAACGAGGAUGAAGGAUCAACAUUUACAUUCAUGAUACCUUGCAAAAUUCCUGUAAAAGAGGAGCUCAGUGAUGAUCCUGAUGAUGCGCCCAGUUCUCGUAAUGAUUUGACUAUCAGUGAUAUAGAGGGUUCUUUCGUUUUCAAGCCAAAAGUACGACCUUCUCUUCUGUCUUCAGGAGUUCCAUUAAUGAACAACACCAAGUUGUUUGGCACUGAGAUUAUGUGCUAUGAUCCUACUAACAUAUUAGAGGAUCAUAAGCCACUCUCAAAUGGUUUCGUGUCAUCGAAAGAGAAUUCUGGAAAGUGUGCACCUGCUGCUAGCCAAUCAAAUGGUCCAAGUGUUAGGAACAUUGAUGAAGACCAAGAUAAUGGUUCCAUGAUCUUUGAUCUGAAUAGUCAAGCUGAACGGAUUUCCAGUUCACGAGGCGACACAGCAUCAAUUUCAGGGGCUGACAUUCAGGAGGGAAGGAAAGCAUGCAAAGCUCUUGAAGAAACAUCACUUAACAAGAAAUCCAAGUGUUCUCCAAGUAGCAGUAAGGCAAAGAUUCUCCUUGUCGAAGAUAACAAAGUCAAUAUAAUGGUGGCAAAAUCAAUGCUGGCGCCGCUGGGCUACGGAAUAGACAUAGUAAAUAAUGGAAUUGAAGCAAUCCAUGCAGUACAGCGGUGUCAAUAUGAUCUUAUCCUGAUGGAUGUUCACAUGCCAGAAAUGGAUGGCCUACAAGCCACUAGAUUGAUCCGUUCGUUUGAAAAUACUGGCUGUUGGGACGCUUCUGUAAAGACUGAAGGUAAUCAGAUGCUAGCUAACUCAGCUUUUUCAUCUGAUUGCGCACAAGAAAAGAAAGGGAAGAGAGUUCCUAUAAUUGCGAUGACAGCAAAUUCAUUUUCAGAGAGCGCUGAUGAGUGCCUUGCUGCAGGCAUGGAUUCUUACAUAUCAAAGCCAAUGAACUUACAAAAAACAAAAGAGUGCCUGCAGCGCUAUUUGUUAUCUCAGUAACUAACCAAUGGCUGUAAAGUAGAAAGAUGAUGAUCCCAGAGCUGGUGCAUAAUAAAGAUUUGGUCCUGAUUACAGAAUUGUUUAUUCCUGCUGGCUUCAAGUGCUAGUGUCACUAGCAGCAGUGAAAGGGGCACACACUGAAAGGGACAUGACAAAUGCCAUGGAUAAAGCUCUCCUUUCUUCAGGUUAGGAGAAUGGUUUUUCUUCAGCAGUUGAGCACAAGGGCUGCAUUGAGCUAGGGUUGAUAGGGGCACAUAUUUGAAAGGGACCUAACAAAUGCCAUGGAUAAAGAGCUCUCCUUUCUCCAGGUUAGGGGAAAGGGUUUCCUCCAACAGUGCUGGCGCAGAGCAGUUAAGCACAAGGGUUGAUGUACCGCGGAAACAAGCUUGUGGGCGACGGCGCGGUCGCCAUCACACAUUGUUCUCUCGGCCCCGGUUCGUCACCUCGACAGCGACCAGUCACGAGAAAAGAGCGACAGAUCAGCCGCCAUAUUUUCUACCGGCCGGCGAGCUUUGGGUGCAUGGUGGUGCAAUCAUCUUCAGGUACCAAAAGGGGGGGGGGCACAAGUUGGUGAUGGCAUAUGCGCGGGUGGAGUGGAUCCGGCUCUCUUGUUGAUCUGCCUGAUAAGCAGCCCUUCUGCAACAUGUGCUGCCACUCAAACUCAGGAGCAUCCAUGCAUCUGAAGCCUGCCUAUUGCGGAUAAUGCUUUAUUUUACUACAUGGAAAACAAGUAGCUGAAACCUGUGCAGCUUCAGGAACCUGGAUUGGUAUUUCCUGAGGGUUGCUCGCCUGGUAUCCUGUGAAGCAUCAGGUGCUCAUUCAUCAUGAUCAAGAACUCACCAGGAAGCUCACCAAAACAACAAGCAGUGCAUCUGCUUUUUCACUUUGCAUCUGCUACAGAUUUUCAGAACACCUGAGCACUGUGGGGAAGUAUCAGUUCCUGCACCCCGGCAGCACAGAAUCUGCAGCCCACAGGUCAACCGCCUUCCCGGACGCAAAUGGCGACUGGCCGAUCGUCGACACCCUCCAGUGCGGUGCCGACACGUUGCCGUCGUUGCACCGGAGGAUGCGCAGCUGUGCCCUCAGGAAUUAAGAUGUUGUCAUCCAAAAAUAAUUGUUCAGCAGCCAAAGGCAAUACAGUCCGAUACAUUCAGUUGCGCGGGGUACUAAUUAAUUUGCUUAUUCUGAAGACACCCUGGGACCGUGACGGGACGUGGAUUCAGCUCUCACUGGGAAUGGUGUUCUUCGACGGGUGCCACUGGCAUGCCCAGGUUCAUGUAGUAGGAUUCGUCCCGUUAUUCUUGGCCACAACUAGGCUAGACAUGUUGGAAGCUGUUGCGUUUACUGCUGCACGAUGACCUCUGUUGGAGUCGGCACACUGUUCGCUGGAGACUGAUGUUUUCCCACGGUAUCUCACUUGUCAACAGACAGGGCUGCACGCUUUUCCCUUUCAGUUUCCCUUUUUUUUAUUCUCUUUGCAUAAUGGAUUUUGUGGGCAGUGUAUAAUUAGGAUGGAUACCUUAUGUUUCCUCGAAUAGUUGUUUUAGGUUAGCGGAAUUCAGUCGAGCGAGGCCUAGUGCAAAGUUAAGUAUAGUAGUACUCCUAAAAUUUGCAUGUGGUAGCCAAUAGGAUAUUUUGGGCUUCCAG
This is a messenger RNA of Lolium perenne, 5162 nucleotides long. Lineage: Eukaryota; Viridiplantae; Streptophyta; Magnoliopsida; Poales; Poaceae. The record is from RefSeq and is a predicted model, not a curated record.